CAGAAGAUCUCAGCGCCUGCGUCCAGUUUGAGAGCAGCCGCCAAAACCGGAGCAUGAUGCCGAGCAACAGCUGCGUCUUCCCCACCUUCAACCUGAGGAAGCCCUCCUCGGAGACGGACAUUGAGAACUGGGCCUCCAAACACUUCAACAAGCACACCCAAGGUCUCUUCCGACGCAAGAUCUCCAUCGCCAACAUGCUGGCCUGGAGCAGCGAGUCCAUCAAGAAGCCCAUGAUCAUGACCAGCGACCGCAACGUCAAGAAGGAAGCCUGUGAGAUCUUCAAGCUCAUCCAGAUGUACAUGGGCGACCGGCGGUCCAAGACGGACCAGCUCAACGUAGCUCUGGAGAUCGCCACCAAAGGAUGGAGCAUGCAGGGCCUCCGGGAUGAGCUCUACAUCCAGCUGUGCCGGCAGACCACCGAGAACUUCCGCUACGAGAGUCUCGCCCGGGGUUGGGAGCUGAUGUCCAUCUGCCUGGCUUUCUUCCCGCCCACGCCCAAGUUCCAUUCCUACUUAGAGGGGUACAUCUAUAGGCACAUGGACCCGGUGAACGACACCAAAGUGACUCAGCACAUUAAAGAUCUCCUGGAGAGAAACACUAAGAAGAAGUCCAAAUUGAGGAAAAAACCCAAACCUUAUGUUGAAGACCACGAUGGGGUGGCGGUAAGCACUUACGCCAAGUAUUGUUACAGCAAGCUCCAGAAGGCAGCGUUGACUGGCGCCAAGAAGGGUCUGAAGAAGCCGAACAUCGAAGAGAUUCGUCACGCCAAGAAUGCCGUCUUCAACCCAUCCAUGUUCGGGAGCUCCCUCCAAGAAAUCAUGAACAUGCAGAAGGAGAGGUACCCGGACCGGCAGCUCCCGUGGGUGCAGACCAGGCUAUCAGAAGAAGUGCUGGCUCUCAACGGAGACCAGACCGAGGGCAUCUUCAGAGUUCCUGGGGACAUCGAUGAAGUCAACGCUCUCAAGCUUCAGGUGGAUCAGUGGAAAAUCCCCACUGGCUUAGAAGACCCCCACGUUCCUGCCUCCCUGCUGAAGCUCUGGUAUCGCGAACUUGAGGAGCCUCUGAUCCCGCACGAGUUUUACGAGGAGUGCAUCACCCACUACGAGAAUCCGGAAGCUGCCAUCGCUGUCGUCCACUCCCUUCCCAGGAUCAACAAAAUGGUGCUUUGCUACCUCAUCCGUUUCCUCCAGGUGUUCGUGCAGCCGGGUAAUGUGGCCAUCACCAAGAUGGACGUCAACAACCUUGCCAUGGUGAUGGCCCCUAACUGUCUGCGCUGCCAGUCAGACGACCCACGGAUUAUUUUUGAAAACACCCGCAAGGAAAUGUCCUUCAUCCGGGUGCUCAUCCAGCACCUGGACACAGGCUUCAUGGAGGGAGUGCUAUAGCCCUUGUGCCAACAGGACCGGACCGCAGUUGGACAGCCAUCACCUGGAUCUCCUCCCGAAUCCCAAAGUCAGUCAGUGAGAACCAUUUUUUCGAUGCGGCAGGAGAUGCCAACCUUGCGAAGCACCCGAAGAGAAAAGCUGUGGGCCCACUGACCUUGCCGUCUUGGCUAUGCCAACUUGGGCAUCUGAAGUUGCUCAGGAACCCCUUGGGGCCUGUGCGGACGGACAAAAUGAGGCUGCCUCUUAGUGGUCCCCUGGUGGAUAACCUCCCAAAGACUUCAUCGGGAGCAUCUACAUAAAUGGACAACCCGACACCAUUCGGGAGAAUUGUGAACCAAGGUAGAAAGGCCAGGAGGCCUCUCUACACUCCCCCCCCCCCCAAAAAUCAAGUCUGUCCUGUGGAAAUGGGGGGGGGGCGCAGUACCUGGUUUGGGCAGAUGAAGGAACGUUUGAAUGGGUCGAUGUGGGGGGCGAAUGUUCAAGAUGGUAGCUGAAUCCUUUUCAGAGGAGUCAGAGGAGUGGGAGGGGCACAAAAGGCGAUAGGAUGCAGAUCACAAAGUCCGGCGUUGUGGGGAAAGCGAACUGGCCUCCUGGGAGGCCAGUUUGUCCGACUGCUCCUGUGGAAGGGGAGGGGGUGCCAUUCGAUUGACCACUGAGAACUCUGUGUGGGGGUGUGGCACCUCUGGAAGCUGUUGGAUUAGCUGUUGGCGAGGCUCAAACACCGGCAAGUUUUUAAGAUUUGCGGGAAGAUUCCUUUUUUUUCCCCGUCCUUGUUGCAGCACAGUCACUGCCAAAGGGGGCCAAGCCAUGCAGUCCCCCCCCCCCUCCCCAUCUCGACAUCUCAGCGCCCCACAAAAGGCCUGGUUAUGCCGCCCUUGAAACGGGACGGGGAUAAUGAGAAGGAACUCCAUUCUCGUCACUCGUUUUUUCUUGUCGGGCAGAGUUUUAUACACUGUGAUACAGAACGGGAGCGCUUUCUCGACCUCUCCUUAAGUGAAGGGGUGUGUGCGUGUGCGCGCGGAAAGGCUACCAGGCCCUCCUUGACCCUCGUAGCUCCCCAGCUGAGCGGUGGCGACGACAGGAAGUGGGGAUGCCCCCAUUCUGGAGUUGUCCCUUCUCACCCAAGCUCAUCUCAACGUCCCUUCCUUCCAACACUCAGCGCUUUGGUGUCCUGCUCGGGUUCCAGGAAGACCCCACCCACAACCCAUUCCUUACGGCACCUUAAGUGAUGGACUUUGGCUGGAUCUGGGGCAUCCUUUACCAGGUUUCCAGAUUUAUUUAUUUUUCUUUCUCCCCAAAGGAAGGAGCCAAGUUCUCUUCCGUAGGCCAGAAAUGGGAGAAAGCCAGGAGUCGUAGUGAAAAGAAAUGUUCCCAUAAAGUGUCCUCUGUCAUGAGUGCUCGCACCCAGGGGCAUCCUUAUGGGGCAAAAGGUAGAGGUAGGAGUUAUGGGGCGGAAAGCAAGAGCUAUGAAAUGCUUUAUCCAGACAGUGUUUGAGCAUGUUUAAUGUGCUCUACGAACACGGGAGACGGUUGCGGCUCCUCUCCCCCAACCUGCUUCAAACGGAGUGACCCUCCGUUUUAAGUUUAUUUCUCAACUUCCACUGCUGAAAUCUGAUUUUUUCCUCCCCCAAGAAGCAAAGCCAAAUUCUCAGUUUCACCUAGAUAAAAGAAAAUCAGAAAGAGCAACGAUUUGACCUUUGCUUCUCCAUCCAUCCCAUCACAAUGUAGGGAAGAUGUCUCUGGAUCUCUAGGGACCAUCGCUUUUAUCUCCUCCUGGGUCCAGGAAUGGAGAGAAUCUUAUCUUGGGUUGGUGCACAUAUGUGUGGAGAACAAGACAGAGAUAGGGCUCAUCAAAGAGAAACUAGGUGGUCCUUGGAUAGGACAACUGGUGGAGAACAUCUUGGACUCUUAACCGUGAUUCUGGCCUACAGGGGUAGAGAGUUUUGACACAGCAGGGCUUCGGUCCCACCACCUGUCCCUUGCCCUCCUGCCUUCCUGCUUCCUACAGCGCACCAGACCCACAUCAGCCCACAGGCCCUCUCUCUCCACUUGACCAAAGGCCAGGAUGGUAGCCUUGAAGUUCUGUAGAGUUGUUGUAGUGAGGGGCCUCCUACUAUAGCAAGUCCACUUUCUGGAUAUUGCUGGCCGUGGUGGGGCUACCUCAACUCUCGCCAUGCUACACGCGACUCACGCGCUGUGGUUUCUAGCAUCUCCCAGCGCUUUUAGAGAAGGAUGCAAGAAUGCUCCUAGGGGGUUGCUGGCUGCUCCUGGCCAACUGGAGGAGAGGGUCCCAUUCACCCCUUGGGUGCUAAGCAGUUCUUGGAGGAGCUUGCGGUUUCCAGAGAAAGUGCCUUUUAUUCCAACAAACCAGAGCCCUCCCACCUGCAACUUCCUUCCUAAAAAGGAACAUCCCAUCCAACUCUCCAAAUCUCUUACCUUCAGAUUACUCCAGGUGCAGAGCGUUGACGCCUAAAUCACGUCCUGGUGCAGGAUAAAGCAUGGAGGAGCCACCUAGCUGGGCAACUCACCUGCCACCUCCUUCAUCGUUGGGGUUAGUUCUCAGCUCCCUUAAUCACCCAGCAAACGCGGGAGACGGAGAACCGCACAUCUCGCCGAAGUCGGCUCACGGAAGUGUCGAGUUCCCACUCGGGAGCCAGUCCAGAACAAGGUCGAGCCGAUUGGCCGGAAAACAAGAUUUGGCGCGGGCAGCCUUUGCGAUCAAUGUUGGGGGUCUCCUCCACCCCAAUAAACGGGAGUCCAGACAGAUCUCCAUAUGGGAAAACCAGGGGCCUCCAGUCUUCCAGCCCGGAUCGCAAGUCAAAACGAGUCCAGCCAACUCCUUCCAUUCCGGAAGCCUUUUCCCGGCCUAGCGGCUCAGGUUCGCCACCGAUCUUUUCGGCUGGGGGAAUCCCUGCUUUGUUUGCACUUGGGGGGGUCGGUUAGAAACAGCGAUAGCGCGGAAAGAGAGAGAGAGAAGGACCAAAAAAGACUCCCGAGCCCAGUCUGCAAAGCCCUUGGCCCCUCUUGUUCCGACGGUCAUCUUAUUUCUCACAAUCGGCUUAGAAAGUCUCUGGCCAAGAUGCCUUUUAUUUUUUUGUAAAUAGGAAGGAAACCUGCCUCUUUUUACAGCUGUUUGGGAAUCUGAGUGGGAUAUUUUUUGGGGGUGGUUCAGUCGGUCAAGGAAGAAUGAUGGUGGACAAACUGCCCUUCGCGUCAGGGCCUGGCUAUGAAUUUUGGGAAAAUUGCAGGGUAGACACAGAUGCAGAUAAAUGGAGAACAGCCUCGUCUUAACAGCAGGCACACCAUUUCUGUCCUUCUUGAGAGAAUUUAUUAUAUAGAGCAGUGUUUCUCAACCUUGGCCACUUUUUAAGAUGAGUGGACUUCAACUCCCAGAAUUCCCCAGUCCGGGGAAUUCUGGGAGUUGAAGUUCCAUCGAUCUUAAAGCAGCUAAGGCUGGGAAACACUGAUAAUAGAGAUUCCCCCCCCCCCCAAUCUCGUAUCCACCUCCGGCAGCAUUAGGAUUGCAAUUCCCAGCAUCGUGGCUGUGGAAGAUGGGAAUGGCAGUCCCAACCCAGCUGAAUUGGGGGUGGAGGGAAGAUAGGGGGUUUCAGUCACAGGAACGCAGUUACAAAGCUUAUCGUGGAAAACCGAUCCGUCGGCUAAACCACAGAACGGAGUUCCGAGUUGUAAAUAUCAUUCAUGCCAACUUAUUUUUUUUUUCUUCGUGCGUGAGAAGAAUGCUCUUUUUUGUUAUUUAUUCAGUUGUUGCUUUCCAGCGUUUUGCCUCCCCUUCCCCACCCCCCCACCCCUUCAGAAAUAUAUUUAUUCCUGCUCUUGGGAAUGAAGCUUUCCGAUGACAAUUAAAGGGUUACACGCAGAA
Molecule: messenger RNA, 5265 nt
Organism: Thamnophis elegans (Western terrestrial garter snake)
Lineage: Eukaryota; Metazoa; Chordata; Lepidosauria; Squamata; Natricidae
Product: rho GTPase-activating protein 39
Exons: 7
Coding region: 54-1385 (443 amino acids)
Biological process (GO): signal transduction
Cellular component (GO): cytoskeleton; cytoplasm
Molecular function (GO): GTPase activator activity
Source: RefSeq, a predicted model, not a curated record